GCGGGAGUCAAGGGCGCAUGGUGAAAGCGGGGAGCCCUAGGCCAGUGGUAGCCGAGGGGUGGGGGUACCCCCGUUGCCUCUCACUGAGGGUGAGGCGGUGUCGCUCCUCAAUGUCAGGUGCACCAACUUGCAGCCGGGCCCUCCUGGGGGGUGGGCCUUGGGGCGGCUCGGAACCCUGGGGUGCUUAGGAUUCCGGGGAGAACUCAGAGCCUCCUCUCGUCUUGCCGUCCCCCCAUCUCCUCACCCCUGCCGAGGACUCGGCCCGCGCACCUCCCGGCCGGCUGAGAUCAGCCCCGCGCUGCGGCUGCGGGCGGGCGGCGCGUCCCGGUCUCCGCAGGACCGAGCCGCCGGCGAGGCGAGCGCACUGCCGGGGCCGAGCCCCCCGCCCCGCUCCCCGCAGCCCGCUCCCCGCACCCCCGCGGGGCCGCCAUGAGGAAGAUCCGCGCGAAUGCCAUCGCCAUCCUGACGGUCGCCUGGAUCCUGGGCACUUUCUACUACUUAUGGCAGGACAACCGAGCCCACGCAGCAUCCCCCGGCGCCCGGGGCGCCCAGCGGGCCGGCGGGAGACCGGAGUCGCCACGCGAGGACCGCACCAUCCCGCUCAUAGUGACAGGGACACCUUCGAAAGGCUUUGAUGAGAAAGCAUACCUGGCAGCCAAGCGGCUGAAGGCCGGAGAGGACCCCUACAGGCAGCAUGCCUUCAACCAGCUGGAGAGCGACAAGCUCAGCCCAGACCGGCCCAUCCGGGACACUCGCCAUUACAGCUGCCCUUCCGUGUCCUACUCCUUGGACCUGCCAGCCACCAGCGUCAUCAUCACCUUCCACAACGAGGCCCGCUCCACCCUCCUGCGCACAGUGAAGAGUGUCUUGAACCGAACUCCUUCCAGCCUCAUCCAGGAGAUCAUUUUAGUGGACGACUUCAGUUCAGAUCCUGAAGACUGUCUGCUGUUGACCAGGAUACCCAAGGUCAAGUGCCUACGCAAUGACCGGCGGGAAGGGCUGAUCCGGUCCCGAGUGCGAGGGGCUGACGUGGCGGUGGCCGCUGUGCUGACCUUUCUGGACAGCCACUGCGAAGUCAACACCGAGUGGCUACAGCCCAUGCUGCAGAGAGUGAAGGAGGACCACACCCGUGUGGUGAGCCCCAUCAUUGAUGUCAUCAGCCUGGAUAAUUUUGCCUACCUUGCUGCGUCUGCUGACCUGCGCGGAGGUUUUGACUGGAGCCUACACUUCAAAUGGGAACAGAUCCCCCUGGAGCAGAAGAUAUCCCGGACAGAUCCCACCAAGCCCAUCAGGACACCUGUCAUAGCUGGAGGAAUUUUCGUGAUUGACAAGUCCUGGUUUAACCACCUGGGAAAGUACGAUGCCCAAAUGGACAUCUGGGGGGGAGAGAAUUUUGAGCUCUCCUUCAGGGUGUGGAUGUGCGGUGGGAGCCUGGAGAUUGUGCCCUGCAGCCGGGUAGGCCACGUCUUCAGGAAACGGCACCCCUACAACUUCCCCGAGGGCAAUGCCCUCACCUACAUCAGGAAUACCAAACGCACUGCAGAGGUGUGGAUGGAUGAAUACAAGCAGUAUUACUACGAGGCCCGGCCCUCAGCCAUUGGCAAGGCUUUUGGCAGUGUGGCCACUCGGAUUGAACAGAGGAAGAAGAUGAACUGCAAGUCCUUCCGCUGGUACCUGGAAAACGUCUAUCCCGAGCUCACUGUCCCCGUGAAGGAAGUGCUCCCUGGAAUCAUUAAGCAGGGGGCUAACUGCUUAGAAUUCCAGGGCCAGGACAUGGCUGGCAACUUUCUGCUUGGAAUGGGGACUUGCAGAGGGUCUGCCAAGAACCCCCCAGCUCCCCAGGCUUGGCUCUUCAGUGACCAUCUCAUUCAGCAGCAGGGCAAGUGCCUGACUGCCACCUCGGCCUCCACCUCUGCUUCCCCUGGGGCCCCAGUGGUGCUGCAGCCCUGCAACCCAAGAGAAGGCCGCCAGAGAUGGCGGAGGAAAGCCUCCUUCCUCCAGCAUUCCGUCAGUGGCCUCUGUCUGGAGACAAGGCCUGACCAGCUGGUGACCAACAAGUGCCAGGCCGAUGCCCCAGCCCAGCAGUGGCAGCUGCUGCCGCACACAUGAUGGCAUACCUACCCCGGAAGCCCCCAGUCCUUUGGACACCCGCCCCCCGAAGCUGGAUUCUAGAAGACUUAGGAAGCUUCUGAAAUUGUCCCCCAGGUAGUGUUUGGGUAUGUGUGUGUAUAUGCAUUAUCCUGAGCAUUGGUCCUUGGGGUUCCCCAGCUUCUGACAGAGGCCCCGGAUCCCCAAAGGGCCUGAACCUCUGCUCUGGACUGAAGCUGCCAUGCCCACCUCCCUCCCUGGUGUGCCCAGCCUGCCAUCCUCCUGCUCCUCUGUGUGGGCCUUGGGGUCAGGAGCCGAAUCUGUUGCCAGAGAGUUCUUCAGUGGUUUCCUCUCCCACCUGCUCUCACCAGCAUCCUCUCGGCUCCUGGGCCCCAGUGCACCCCCAGGCCCCCCACUUCUACAGUGCUCCAUGUGCCUGUCUGCCCAGCAGGCUGUGUGGACCUUUGGGCGUGUGCUUCUCUUGUUGAAUGUAAGGGGACGGCUGCUGGGGGAGCCCUACGGUCAGACAUGGUCAGACUUGGCCGUCCUUUGUGGGACUCAGCCCUUUUGUGUUUUUGCUUUUCCUCUUCUCAACCAAAGCAUGUGCCACUAGCUGUCCCUCAGGACCUCAUGUUUUUUGACAAUACACCUGGAAUAAAACCACUUCUCACAUA
Messenger RNA from Erinaceus europaeus (western European hedgehog), 2762 nucleotides. It is a transcript of the gene GALNT16, whose product is annotated as polypeptide N-acetylgalactosaminyltransferase 16. Gene Ontology annotation, cellular component: Golgi apparatus. Bases 430 to 2109 code for a protein of 559 amino acids. The transcript is spliced from 17 exons. The record is from RefSeq and is a predicted model, not a curated record. Lineage: Eukaryota; Metazoa; Chordata; Mammalia; Eulipotyphla; Erinaceidae.